GAGACCAGUCAGUCCCCGGAUCAGAAAGCUUGGACUUCGGGAGGGGAGAGAGAUGGCGCGGGACUGCGGGUACUGGCCAAGGACAGGGGGCGACGCCGAUGACGGGCUGACGCCAGAGGGGACCGGGACAGAGACAGCAGGGGGCCUUGGGAACAGCACAGAGACUGCACGAGACGGCGGAGACCGGCGGAGCUCGGCGGGGCGCACUGGGGAUGAACCAGGGACGCCAGGAGAUGGGCAGAGGACCGCAGUAGACACUGGGGACGGGCCGAUGACAGAGGGGGACGCCGUAAGCGGGCUGGGAAGCCCUCGCACCUAUGCGCGGCGCUGGCUCUUCCUGCUGGCCGUCAGCCUGCUGAGCUGCUCCAAUGCCACGCUAUGGCUCAGCUUUGCACCUGUGGCAGAUAUCGUUGCCCAGCACUUCCUCCUGUCCACGGAGCAGGUCAACUGGCUGUCACUCAUCUACUUCGUGGUGGCAAUCCCUGGUGGCAUAGUGGCUAUCUGGGUCCUGGAUUCUGUGGGGCUCCAGGCAGCAACCAUCCUGGGGGCGUGGCUGAACUUCUUAGGGAGUACACUUCGUGCUCUGCCCUGCCUGGCUGUCAGGAUCCCCAGACCGUUUGCCUUCUUCAUGGCUGGCCAGAGCCUCUGUGCCCUGGCCCAGACCCUGGUCAUCUUCUCUCCGGCCAAACUGGCUGCCUUGUGGUUCCCAGAGCACCAGAGAGCCACGGCCAACAUGAUGGCCACCAUGUCAAACCCCCUGGGCAUCCUUGUGGCCAACCUGCUGUCACCUGCCCUGGUGAAGAAAGGAGAGAACAUUCCCUUGAUGCUUGGCAUCUACAUCAUACCUGCCAGCCUUGCCUGCCUGCUAGCCACCACCUGCAUCUGGGAGAGUGUGCCCCCCACUCCGCCAUCUGCUGGGGCAGCCGGCUCCACUUCAGAGAAGUUCCUCCCUGGGAUCUGGCUGCUCCUGCGGAACAAGGCCUAUGUUAUCCUGGCUAUGUGCUUUGGGGGUGGCAUCGGGGUCUUCUCCAGCUUCUCAGCCCUCCUGGAGCAGAUCCUCUGUGCCAGCGGCUACUCGAGCGAGUUUUCAGGCCUCUGUGGGGCUCUCUUCAUUGUGUUCGGUAUCCUGGGAGCGCUGAUUCUUGGCCUGUAUGUGGAUCGGACCAAGCAUUUCACUGAGGCCACCAAGACAGGGCUCUGCUUGGCCUCCUUGGCCUGCCUGGCCUUUUCCUUGGUCGCCCAGCUGCAGGGACAGGCUAUUGUGCUGGCUGCCAUCUGCUCCCUACUAGGGCUCUUUGGCUUCUCAGUGGCACCCGUGGCCAUGGAGCUGGCUAUUGAGUGCUCCUUCCCCGUUGGUGAGGGAGCAGCUACAGGCUUGGUCUUUGUGCUGGGGCAGGCUGAGGGUGUGCUUAUCAUGGUCCUGCUGACAGCUCUGACUGUGCAGCGCACAGAUCCAUCAUUCUCCACCUGCCAGAAUGGUGAGGACUCACUAGAUUGGACAGUGUCUCUGCUGCUGCUGGCUGGCCUGUGCACACUCUUCACCUGUGUCUUGGUGCUCUUCUUCCACACCCCGUACCGGCGUCUACAGGCUGAGUCUGGAGGGCUCUUUCCACGCAGGAUGCCAAGCCCCACCUCAAAGCCACCCUGUGAGGCUUCCCAGGAAGCUCCUUCCUGGCCUCUCCACUGGAAGAUCCCAGGGACUGUGACCAGGGACUUGCAUGAAGGGAGGAGAGUGAGGCAGCCCUGGCUACCUUGGUGUGCAGCUUGAGACCUGAUGGGAGGGACUGGCUCAGAUCCUGGACGCCCCAGGUGGGCUGUGGGUGCAGCCCACAGAUCCUGCUGCAUGGGUCCUGAUCAGGCCUGAUACAGGAGGGCAGUAUGGCACCGCCUGCAGAGGGCCAGGAUCUUGGCAGGCAGAAGAGGUGGGCAAGUGAUGUGGACAGGUGAGGGGGCCACCCAGUAGGAGCCCAGCCGCUCCCCCUCCCCCACUCCUCGUGGGUGCCCAGGCCUCUGUGGCUAAAUGGACAUAUACAGGCACAUAAUGGAUCCACAUUUAUUGAGCCAGCAUGACUGGUGGGCUUGCUCCUCCCCGAGGUGGGCACGAAGCUCAGGCCUUGUAGUCCUGGACUAUUCCUCAUCUGGAGGUGAACUGCAGCAACUGGUCCACCUGGAGCAAGCGGGUGAUGUGUUGAUCAGGCUUCUCAGUUCAAAUACAGACACCUGCCAUGGCUCCUCAGUUUGGUGUUUGGGGUGGGGCUUG
Molecule: messenger RNA, 2260 nt
Organism: Octodon degus (degu)
Lineage: Eukaryota; Metazoa; Chordata; Mammalia; Rodentia; Octodontidae
Gene: Slc49a3
Product: solute carrier family 49 member 3
Exons: 10
Coding region: 53-1768 (571 amino acids)
Biological process (GO): transmembrane transport
Cellular component (GO): membrane
Molecular function (GO): transmembrane transporter activity
Source: RefSeq, a predicted model, not a curated record